AUGAUCGCUGAAGCGGCCUGGUGGAAUUUUUGCCCUGAGAACGAGCGCUGGAUGUACUGCAAGACGGGGUGCGAGCGGAAAUGUGGAGAUGAUUUGAGUGAAAAAUGCAUCCAUUCCAUUGAUUGCCUCGAGAAAAACCUCUGCGAGUGUCAACUCGGCUUUGUGCGAUUGGAGAAUCGAUGUGUGCGCCCGGAUGAAUGCCCCGAA
This is a messenger RNA of Mesorhabditis belari, 207 nucleotides long. The record is from the annotation of a GenBank genome assembly. NCBI's taxonomy places the organism in Eukaryota, Metazoa, Nematoda, Chromadorea, Rhabditida, Rhabditidae.